AUGGCCCCAGGAGCGAAAAAACCACAACAAGGCCAACAAAAUGGACAGAAAAAGAAAGGAUAUAAUCCUUACAAUAAUAAAUUUAAAAAUCGAUUUUGGAAAAAGAAAAAAAAAGAUAAUGAAAAUUCCGAAAAACCGAAUGAUACAGGACCUCCUAAUCAAAAUAAUUCUCAUAUAGAGCUUUCAAGUUCAAUUAAAAUUGUACAAACACCCAUUACGACGUAUAUUGAUGUUGGUGAACGACCAGCACGCUAUCGUGGCUGGUCACUUUAUUUUCCUGAUACAGACAAAGAAUCUGAUCCAAGUUAUUUAUCCGUUUGUCAAUUAUUUGAAGAUUAUUUUAAACGAAUGAAAAAUCAAUAUGAUUUUUCUGAAAUCGAACAAAAACAAUCCUUUUCUAUUAACUAUCACGAAGUACUUGAAGACUCAGCUUUUCAAGAUAAAAAGCCAACUUGGAGUUUAUUCUUUUCUGAUCAAAACGAAACAACCAUGCGUGUCAUUGGAUUAGCCAUGCAUCAAUGUAUUAUUGAUGAACAAGAAGAAAAAGAUCGAGUAGCUGCUAGUGAAUGUCAGCAUCCAACAGUACCGCUUAUUGACCUUCCAAUAAUUCAUGCACGUUUAGUUAAUUUUACGCCAAUGAUUCGAUUAAAAGAUGUUAAAGCUCAAGCUUUUGGUAAAUUCGUAUCGAUUCGUGGUGUCGUUGUACGAGUAAGUAAUUCUCAAUGUUUGGUGAUUCGCCUUGCAUACGAAUGUUCAACAUGUCGACAAACAUUUGGUGUAACAUGUGAAAAUGGUAAACAUACAGAGCCAGAACGUUGUCCUACACCUGGUUGUAAUGGCCGAUCAUUUGUUCAACAACGUUCUCAUCCAUUAACAACCAUCAUCGAUUGGCAAACAAUACGACUGCAAGAAGUUGCUUCAGAAGCAUCACGAGCGCCUGGUCGUAUUCCUCAAACAAUUGAAUGUGAACUGACAAAUGACCUAGUUAAUAGUGCUAUUCCCGGCGAUGUUGUAGUUGUUUCUGGUGUCGUAAAGUUAAUGGUAGAUGAAAAUGGUGGUGGCGGUGGACGUAAACUAUCGGAUCAAUCGCUACUUCAAGUUUAUAUUGAUGUUAAUUCAGUUGUUAAUCAACGAUUAAAUACUUCUGAUCCAGCCUCAGGCGGUAGCAGUUUAAUGAAUACAAUGGACUUUUCUUUAUUUGAUUUAUAUGGUAUUCAACAAAUUCAACAGCAAAAAGAUGUUCUAAAACUUCUAGUUCAUUCACUUUGUCCAAGUAUAUAUGGACAUGAACUGGUAAAAGCAGCAUUAUUAAUGGCUUUAUUUGGUGGAUUAGUACGAGGCGAAGAUAGUGCCUCACAUAUUCCAAUACGUUCUGAUCCACAUAUAUUAAUUGUUGGUGAUCCAGGUCUUGGCAAAAGUCAAUUGCUACAUGGUUGUGUUAAUGUUGCACCACGAGGUGUAUAUGUCUGUGGUACAAGUUCGACUCAGUCUGGUCUUACAGUUACGUUACAUAAAGAUAAAGAUGGAGAAAUGAUGCUCGAUGCUGGCGCACUUGUUAUGGCUCAUCAAGGUUGCUGUUGUAUUGAUGAAUUCGAUAAAAUGGUAACUCAACAGCAAGUAUUACUUGAAGCUAUGGAGCAACAAUGUGUUUCUAUUGCGAAAGGUGGUAUUAUGGCUAGUAUACCAGCGCGAACUUGUGUUAUUGCUGCUGCAAAUCCAGUCGGUGGACAUUAUAAUAAGGCAAAAACAGUAUCGGAAAAUUUAAAAUUGAAAGGACCAAUUUUGAGUCGGUUCGAUCUUGUUUUUAUUCUUAUUGAUCGAGCUGACGAUGAACUUGACUAUCGUUUAUCUGAACAUGUUCUUGCUCAACAUAAUCGUUCAGCUCGUUCAUCACAUAAUAAUACAACAAUGAGUUUAAAUCGAACAGUGAACGAAGGUGCAGCUGCUGCAAAUGGCAACGGACGAAAACCUUCAUCGAAAACUGAUGAUGACAUUCCAUUGCGUGAAGAAUUACGUCUCAAACCUGGUGAGAUCAUUGAGCCAGUGGGUCCAAGUCUUUUACAAAAAUAUAUUGCUUAUGCACGUCGAUAUGUUAAACCUCGUCUUACACGACCAGCAAUUGAUAUUCUGAAAAAAUUUUACUUUCAUUUACGUAUUGCUCAUCAACGUAAUGGAACCACUCCCAUUACUUUACGCCAACUCGAAUCAUUAAUGCGUCUAACUGAAGCAAGUGAAUAUGACUGUCGAUAUUCAAUUCGUUUAGCUUUUUGA
This is a messenger RNA of Rotaria socialis, 2271 nucleotides long. The record is from the annotation of a GenBank genome assembly. Lineage: Eukaryota; Metazoa; Rotifera; Eurotatoria; Philodinida; Philodinidae.